AAGACAAUUUAAUAAGGAAACGCACUGGCAUGCUCCCGGCCACUCCUAGAUGCCCCUCCCCCGCGACAGCCCCCCUCCCCUGCACCAGUUGCAGCCACGACACUCUGCUGACCCCUGGUGGUGCAGGCGGGCAGCGGUCCCGGGCCGCCAGAGAAGCCAGCUGGCUCCUCCCAGGCGGGAGAAACGGGCGAGGCAGCCCGCUCCUCCCUCAUCUCUUCCCGCCGGGGCCUGGCACCGCAGGGUGUGGAGGAGGAAGGAGAGAAGACCACACAAAGAAACCUGAGAGAGUUUGCAAGCUUUUGCUGGCACCUCCCACACAAAUACUUCUUGGAUUGUUGUUUUAAGUAGGGCCGGUGUGGAAUCCCUUAUUCCUGCCUUGUUUUGAGGUGGGCUCAAGAAGGCACCGUGCCUGGUGCCGCCACCUGUCUCGGCCCGCCUGGUUGGGGGAGGGAGGCGCUGUUUCCAGGGCAGUCAUUAUCCUUAGCUCAACCCAGGAGGUAGUAUCUAGAGUCUCAUUUUGAAGGGGAGUGGACCGAGAAAGUCGGAAAAAUUAAGCAGUUUGCUCUUUUAAGGUCAGGCAGUUGGAGGUAUUCGAACUCUGGUCUCUCUGACAUCACAGUCCCCUCCCUCCAGGGACUGGUCCAAGCCUCUUGGUCCUUCCAGGCCUUGCAAUUGGCGCCGAGAGGCCAAUUCAACUUUUACCACACCCUCUGCAGGGACUGUUCUGGAAGUACCUCUUCGCCCUGGGGUCAUUCAGGAAGAAGACAGUCUCUGGAAUCAGUCACUUCCCUUCCUGAGGGACCAGCUGGGUGGAGGAGCGAAGCUGCCACCUGCUGCUUUCUCUGUCCAACUUCACUCUGGUUCUUGCUGGGGACAGUGUGUCUGGGGGGAAGGACCGUCUUUCCCGCCUUACUGGACAUUCUGUUUCCAAUGACGUGUGGGAAGAUGGAGUUUAAUUUUCUAACAGGGCAGGGAAGACUCCUCAGAAAUGUUCCAGGGGCCAGACCUCUGGCUGCGCCAAUGACCCCUGGUACUGAUGCCCCACAUCUUUCUCAGGAGUUUCCCCCCAUCAGUCACUGUCUUCUGGGAAUCCGGAUUCUUCUUCAAGGCCCCUGGGACCCAAGCUCAAUUCUGAAGAUUACACCUCCACCGUCUCCCAAACGCUCGAACUAGGCCCGUGCCCCUCCUUCCCCAGCAAAAGGCAAAAUGCCAGCGGGGCAGGUGCACCCCAGCCCACCUGGCGUCAGGGCCCUGCCCGCGUCUGGGCCAGGCCUGACUCCCCGCCCAUUCUCCCACGGGAUCCGGGGACAGUGCGGACCCUCUCCGGCCACCUGCCACCCCCAGUUUCACGAGGCGAACUACAAGCCCCAUGAUGCCGCGGGGCUGAGCUGACAAGCUCUACCCGGGGCGCCCGGUCCCCUUCCUCUCUCCCCAUCAUCCCCGCAUCCCUCGCCGGCCGCUCGGGCUGAGGGCCGGGCUAUGCAGCUGCCGGGAGCAGGGGGCUGCGGGCGCGCGUCCCUGCGGCGGCGUCCCCGGGGCCCGCGCCCCGUGCGCCCCCGCGCCCGCUGCGGGCGCCUGCUCCCUCCGUCGAGCCGCGUCUUUGUGUGCGGGGGUGUGGGAGGCGAGCGCGAGUCCGCGCCGCGCUGCCGAGUGCCCGCUCCCUCCCAGGGCGGGUGGGGGCCUCUCCGCGCCACCCGCCGCCGCCGCCGCCUCGCGAGGACGCCCGUCGCCCGCGCCGCCCGCACCGCGCCGGGCGCGCCGCCCCCGCCCGCCGCCGCUCGCACAUGCCCGAGCCGCAGCCCCGCGAGCAAGCAGCGCCGGCCCCCAGCCCCGCGGCCCCGGGCCCCGGCUCCGGCGCCGUCCCUCCUCCCCGGCCGGGCGCCGCGGCCCCGGCAUGAGGAGCGGGCGAUGAUCCCCGCCAACGCCUCCGCCAGGAAGGGGCCCGAGGGCAAAUACCCGUUGCACUACCUCGUGUGGUACAACCGCCACCGCGAGCUGGAGAAGGAGGUCCGCGCCGGCCAGGUGGACAUCGAGCAGCUGGAUCCCCGCGGCCGGACUCCCCUGCACCUGGCCACCACGCUGGGGCACCUUGAGUGUGCCCGUGUGCUCCUGGCGCACGGCGCAGACGUGGGCAGGGAGAAUCGCAGCGGCUGGACAGUGCUCCAGGAGGCUGUGAGUACGCGGGAUCUGGAGCUGGUGCAGCUGGUGCUGCGGUACCGGGACUACCAGCGGGUGGUGAAGCGGCUGGCGGGCAUCCCCGUGCUCCUGGAGAAGCUGCGCAAGGCCCAGGACUUCUACGUGGAGAUGAAAUGGGAGUUCACUAGCUGGGUGCCCCUGGUGUCCAAGAUCUGCCCUAGUGACACCUACAAAGUGUGGAAGAGCGGCCAGAACCUGAGGGUAGACACCACGCUCCUGGGCUUUGACCACAUGACCUGGCAGCGAGGGAACCGCAGCUUUGUCUUCAGGGGCCAAGACACAAGCGCUGUGGUCAUGGAGAUUGACCACGACCGCCGGGUGGUGUACACAGAGACUCUGGCAUUGGCUGGGCAGGACCGGGAGCUGCUACUGGCUGCUGCUCAGCCCACUGAGGAACAGGUGCUGAGCCGGCUCACCGCGCCUGUCGUCACCACGCAGCUUGACACCAAGAAUAUCUCCUUUGAGAGGAACAAGACUGGCAUUCUGGGCUGGCGCAGUGAAAAGACGGAGAUGGUGAACGGGUAUGAAGCUAAGGUGUAUGGAGCAUCCAACGUGGAGCUCAUCACCCGGACACGGACAGAGCAUCUUUCAGAACAGCACAAGGGCAAGGUCAAAGGCUGUAAGACGCCUUUGCAGUCCUUCCUGGGAAUCGCUGAGCAGCACGGGGGCCCCCAAAAUGGGACCCUGAUUACUCAGACUCUGAGCCAAGCCAACCCCACUGCCAUCACUGCAGAAGAAUACUUCAACCCCAACUUUGAGCUGGGCAACCGUGAUAUGGGCCGCCCCAUGGAACUGACCACCAAGACACAGAAUGUCCCUCACCCCUUGGGAUCUGGUGGGGGCAGGUUCAAGGCCAAGCUGUGGCUGUGUGAGGAGCAUCCCCUGUCCCUGUGUGAGCAGGUGGCCCCCAUCAUUGACCUCAUGGCCGUCAGCAAUGCGCUUUUUGCCAAGCUCCGGGACUUCAUCACCCUGCGCCUGCCUCCUGGCUUCCCGGUCAAGAUUGAAAUCCCGAUCUUCCACAUCCUCAACGCACGCAUCACCUUCGGGAACCUCAACGGCUGUGACGAGCCGGUGCCAUCGGUGCGAGGCAGCCCCAGCAGCGAGACGCCUUCCCCAGGCAGCGACUCCUCCAGCGUCAGCAGCUCCAGCUCCACGAACUCCUGCCGCGGCUGCGAGAUCUCCCCUGCGUUGUUCGAGGCCCCGCGCGGCUACAGCGUGAUGGGCGGCCAGCGGGAGGCGGCGACCCGGGACGACGAUGACGACCUGCUGCAAUUCGCCAUCCAGCAGAGCCUGCUUGAGGCGGGCAGUGAGUAUGACCAGGUCACCAUCUGGGAGGCGCUAACCAACAGCAAGCCUGGCACCCACCCCAUGUCCUACGAGGGUCGCCGACAGGACAGGAGCGCCCCGCCCACGCCGCAGCGCCAGCCUGCGCCCCCGGCGUCAGUGCCCAGCCCUCGGCCCAGCUCAGGGCCAGGUUCCAGCGGCCACGUGUUCCGGAGCUACGACGAGCAGCUGCGGCUGGCGAUGGAGCUGUCGGCGCAGGAGCAGGAGGAGCGGCGGCGGCGCGCGCGCCAGGAGGAGGAGGAGCUGGAGCGCAUCCUUAGGCUCUCACUGACCGAGCAGUAGCGCCCCCUGCCGGGACCCUCGCCUGCGCCAUGCGCGCCACGCCCAGGGCCAGGAGCCAGACAAGCCUAGGCCUGCGCGCCUGUAGAGCGGCGGCUGGAGACUGGAGCCACUGCCUCGCCGGUGCAGCAGCGCAGCAGGCACGAUUUGGGGAGGGAUUCGGCAUGGCCGCGGGGUACCUUCCCAGGCCAGGGCCCUGGAGGCAGCUGGCAUGGCCUGGUUCCCCUGCUUUGCUGUAUGCUGAUUCCCCAACCCGCUCCCCUGGGCUCAGAUCUGUCCUGGGGCGGAGCCAGGCGGUCCUGAGGGCAAGAUGAAUCCUUAGAGGAGCGCUGUCCCCAUCCCUUGCUCCUUGUGGCCGGUCCGCAUUUCUGUUCACUAAUCCCACUCCAGGACACUGCCCCUGAAGCCUUUGCAUCUCUGCUCUUCACUCCUGGGGGGCAGCUGAGGCUCCUCGCGUGCUGUGUCGCUGCUUUGUCCCAGACACAAACCAGCACGUCUAGGGCCCAGCCCCUCCCCAACCCCGGCAUUUCAGCGUCAAGUGCACUUACCGGGGUACCCGGCUCCCCCAGCCCCCACACCCGUCCUGGGUCUCAGGGUGGUUCCAGCUUCUCCUUGGGUAGCCAGAAGUUGGAGUCCCAUCCCCCAAGGCACAUUUUUUUUUUUUUUUUUUUUUUUUUGGUGAUCAGGGAGUGUGUCCAAGGUAGCCCCCUGGCCUGGGCAAGCCCUGACUCCCUCAUGGUGCCUCAGAGUGGGGAGCAUAUUGGGCUGGGUAAGCACUAGACCCGAGUAGACUGGACACAAAGGGCUCGCCCAGGGCCCUGGCACCACCCCACCCCUUCCCACCAGCUGCUGCUAGCCUCUGUGGUUGUACAUCCCACUUGCCCCCACACGGAGACUGACUCUAAAACCCUUCAUCCAAUGGUGCUAACCCCCGGCUCUCCCCUGCCCCACCUCACCCACCCAGAGAAGCACAGACCCCGCUAGGGGCAGGGGCCCACCGCACACCCUUGUUCCGGGCCUGUCUGGGACUGGCCUUCCUGGCUCAGCCCCUGAGGCUCAGAGGGGACACAAAAAGGGAUGGAAGAAAAGAACAAAGAGAAACUGUUCCUCCCACCCCCUUCCCUGAUGCCAGGGGCACCAGACUGAUUCUGAGGCACAAAUAAAAGAGGCUUCAAACCGGA
Chlorocebus sabaeus (green monkey) is the source of this 5000-nucleotide messenger RNA. It is a transcript of the gene ANKRD13B, whose product is annotated as ankyrin repeat domain 13B. The record is from RefSeq and is a predicted model, not a curated record. NCBI's taxonomy places the organism in Eukaryota, Metazoa, Chordata, Mammalia, Primates, Cercopithecidae. Gene Ontology annotation, cellular component: cytoplasm. Gene Ontology annotation, molecular function: protein binding.